Molecule: messenger RNA, 1050 nt
Organism: Perkinsus marinus ATCC 50983
Lineage: Eukaryota; Perkinsozoa; Perkinsida; Perkinsidae
Product: Gamma-interferon-inducible lysosomal thiol reductase precursor, putative
Exons: 7
Coding region: 28-738 (236 amino acids)
Molecular function (GO): oxidoreductase activity, acting on a sulfur group of donors, disulfide as acceptor
Source: RefSeq, a predicted model, not a curated record
CCAGUUCGAGAGAUCCGGUAAAUUUCUAUGAUAAAGAUCAUCUCUAUCAUCUCGGCCAUCGCCUCCCUCGUCCUCUCAAGAUCGAUCCCUCCGACCCUCCAUUUCAAGCUGUUCUACGAGACCCUCUGUCCGUACUGUCAGAGGUUCAUGGUCGAUCAAGUCGCCCCCAUCGUCGAUGAUCCGGAGACGGCCAAAUUCGUCGAUUUGGAUUUGGAAUUAAUCCCGUACGGUAACGUUCGCAAUGGUAAAUGUCAACACGGCCCAAUCGAGUGCGAAGGAAAUGCCUAUCAUCGAUGCAUCAUUGAUGUCCUUGACUACGAUCCUGCCAAAUAUCUCCCCGCCAUCCUCUGCAUGGAGGAGGCCUUCAAGAACUAUAACUUCACCGGCAUGGACCACGCACCCAUGGGACACUUCGGUCUAAUGUGCGUAAAGGAAGGCACACACUUCGAUGUUUCAACAUGGUGCGAAGUUCAUCGCUGCUACAGUUCCCCCGAAAGGUCUGCGAAGCUCGAGGAAGCCGCCAGGAAGGAGACUGAGAGCCUCGACCCUCCUAAGCAGUUCGUCCCCUGGAUCACCGAUAUCGAGGGACAUCAGCUCCCUGAUGCUCACGCUGAUUUCAAAGGAUAUGUAUGUGAUUAUUUACGGAACAACAGCUACGCAAUGCCGCCGGUUUGCCGACCGACCAUUUCCCUCAAUUUUGAGGGAGCAAUGUCUAUGAAGCGCGAGAGCUAUGCCUAGAUGAGACGACAUCUCAAUCCCGCUCUGUUUGUUUCCCAAGGGCAGAUCCAAGCGAUCCGCUCAACCUACGAGUGCUCUCACAUUACGUUCGACUUCAGGGGUUAUAUCUGCGGGUUUUUGAUGGAAAACAACUACCCAGUUUCGAGACUCGGCAGCAGGAACACUGUCGUCCAGAGGGUAUUCAAUUUAAUUUUUCGAGCGGGUUCAACAUUUCAUUAUUUCAUGGCAGAGUCCCAAUUUGUGAAUACGGCUCCUGAGCUUGUUCAAAAGCGUGCUCGGUCAUCACAUUUUCCGAUUACUCUCUCAUUAGGA